CCACUGGAUUCCACACCAGCUAACAGAAGCUUCUCCCCGCUGCUUUUAAAGAGACAAGGUCUACUUCAACAGCUUCAAUUUAGCUAUUUCUGUAGAAAAAUUACCAAAACACACUUUGCAGUUCCUGGCUGUACUUGCCAGGAUAAAGGGAAGUUCAUAUUCUGGAAAAGUCUGCUGCUUCUCAUUUGUUCCUGGGGACCUUUCUCCGUGGAGACAAGGGCACUAUUCUAACUGAAGACGUUCACAUCGUGGUCUGUGUUUAAGUUACAUCCCAUUCCUUCAAUACAGAAGAACAACCCAAUGGACUGAUUUGAAUUACUGUGUAGUUAACGGCCAGUGACAAUAUUAAUAAUAACAACGGCUAAGGUACCUGCCAAGAUGCUCCACUUACAGGGUCCACAGAUGCUGCAGAUGCUAGAAAAAUACUUACGGAAGAGCCUCCCUGAGUCCUUAAAGGUUUAUGGGACCACCUUCCACAUAAACCAAGGAAACCCUUUCAAGCUAAAGGCCCUGGUGGACAAGUGGCCUGAUUUUAAUACAGUGGUUAUCCGCCCUCAGGAGCAGGAGAUGACAGAUGACCUUGAUCACUACACCAAUACUUACCAAGUCUACUCCAAGGACCCUAAGAAAUGUCAGGAAUUCCUUGGUUUGCCAGAAGUCAUCAACUGGAAGCAACAUUUGCAGAUUCAAAGUUCACAAUCCAGCCUGGAUGAUGUGAUAAAAAAUCUUGCGGCUAUUAAAUUGGGCAAGGUGAAGCAAACACAGUGCUUUCUCUAUAUGGUCUCUGAGACAGCAAAGAAAUUGGCUACUUCCUUGCUGGAUGAAAAAAACGUAUCACCCAAUGGUGAUAAAUACAAGUCCAUCCAUCAAAAGGUGUUGAAACUCUCAUCCCUGGAUCCUACCCACGCUGCCUUGGUGAAUAAAUUUUGGCAUUUUGGUGGCAAUGAGAGGAGCCAGCGAUUCAUCGAGCGCUGUAUCUGGGCCUUCCCCACCUUCUGCCUGCUGGGGCCUGAGGGGACCCCUGUGUCCUGGGCCCUGAUGGACCAGACAGGAGAGCUGCGGAUGGCAGGCACCAUACCUGAAUACCGGGCCCAGGGCCUCAUCACCUACCUCACCUAUGUCCAGAUUCGGUCUCUAGACAAACUUGGCUUCCCCAUGUAUUCCCAUGUAGAUAGGGCCAAUCACAUCAUGCAAAAACUGAGCUUCAACCUGCAGAGUAUCUCCGUGCCCUGUGACUGGAACCAGUGGAACUUUGUACCUCUGUGAAGCAGCCCUGAACACAAGACAGUGUUGAAUGGACGGGGCAUGUGGCUGGAGGAGCCGAUGGGUGAUGGAGAGAGGGAAUAAACUGUAAUCAAUGGUAA
Messenger RNA from Balaenoptera ricei (Rice's whale), 1364 nucleotides. Its product is annotated as glycine N-acyltransferase-like. The record is from RefSeq and is a predicted model, not a curated record. Bases 379 to 1266 code for a protein of 295 amino acids. Gene Ontology annotation, molecular function: glycine N-acyltransferase activity. Gene Ontology annotation, cellular component: mitochondrion. Lineage: Eukaryota; Metazoa; Chordata; Mammalia; Artiodactyla; Balaenopteridae. The transcript is spliced from 7 exons.